This is a messenger RNA of Ogataea philodendri, 705 nucleotides long. RefSeq lists its product as uncharacterized. Gene Ontology annotation, biological process: protein polyubiquitination; proteasome-mediated ubiquitin-dependent protein catabolic process. The transcript has a single exon. The coding region runs from base 1 to 705 and encodes 234 amino acids. NCBI's taxonomy places the organism in Eukaryota, Fungi, Ascomycota, Pichiomycetes, Pichiales, Pichiaceae. Gene Ontology annotation, molecular function: ubiquitin conjugating enzyme activity. The record is from RefSeq and is a predicted model, not a curated record.
AUGGCAACAACUCAGGCAGCGGCUAAGAGGUUAUGGCGAGAGUAUAAGGACAUAUCGAACCCACGAACCGGAUUAAAACAAGUCCAUGUUGAAAUAGACGAUGAUAACAUUUUUCUAUGGAAGGUGGCAUUAAUAGUGGUCGAUAAGGACGCCGACUACAACGGAGCUUACUUGAAAGGUCAACUGAAGUUUCCGUCCAACUACCCAUUUUCUCCACCGGGAUUCAAAUUCACACCUCCGAUUUACCACCCGAAUGUUUAUAACGACGGCCGACUGUGUAUUUCCAUUUUACACGAGUCUGGAAACGACCAGAACGAUGAGCCCGACAACGAGACGUGGUCUCCGGCCCAGAGCGUGGAGUCCGUGUUGCUGUCGAUCAUCUCUUUGCUAGAAGACCCAAACAUAUCCAGUCCGGCAAACGUGGACGCUGCCAUUUCAUUCAAAAAGCAUCGCGAGGAAUACCGCAAGCGCAUAUCGGUAGAGGUUGCUAGAUCACAGUCGAACAUCCCUGAGGGAUUUGUGAUGCCCAAAGUCGAGGACUUCAAGCACGAUCCCAAAGAAGAAGACGAGCGCCAGGAAGACGACGAGUGGUGGGAGGAUAAUUACUACGAAGGUGAGGACGACUUUGGCGAAGAGGAAGACGACGACGUGAUGGAUGACGUGGAGGACGACGAUUACGACCAAUAUCCGGACUCAGACGAAUAG